CUUUUGAAGAAAUUAGUUUUUGAUCAGGUUCAGUUCUGCCGUCGGGACCUUGGAUCCGUCAACAAAAGUGCCAACAAGCUCGUCGUGGACACCGACGCGCCGCCAUGGCCAAGAAGCGGGAUCGCCAAGCCGCCUCGAAUCGCCGUAAGAACCAAGUUGUCUCGUCCGAUCAGCACGACAUAGUCGGCGAUUCUUCCUCUGACCGGAGGCUCAUCACAAUUUUCGUCGUCUUCUUUGUCAUAUCUCCCGCCAUUUCCGUUCUCGUGUAUUUCAAAUACGCUUCGAAUGGGGAAAUUUCUGGCGCACCUGCGUACGAUCCGGGCCUCUUUAAGACUGAUAUCAACUAUCAGGAAAUUCUAGCGGAGCACUCGAAUGUCGCAGAAAAUGCCUCUCGCCGUCGUUAUGAUUAUCCUGUACUUGCUUAUAUUACUCCGUGGAACUCCAGGGGCUAUGAUAUGGCAAAAAAGUUCAACUCCAAAUUUACACACUUAUCACCUGUGUGGUAUGAUUUGAAGAGUCAUGGUUCCAGCUUAGUAUUGGAGGGAAGACAUAAUGCUGACCAAGGAUGGAUAUCAGAGCUAAGACUGACUGGAGAUGCACUGGUAUUACCUAGAGUGGUUAUUGAAGCAUUUCCUACAGAUCUGCUUAGAAAGAAGAAGCUGAAGGACAAAGCUAUUGAUCUGAUUGUAACAGAAUGCAAGGAAAUGGGUUAUGAUGGUAUUGUGCUAGAAUCCUGGUCAAGGUGGGCGGCUCAUGGUAUAUUGCAUGACCCAGACCUGAGGACUUUGGCACUGCAAUUUAUAAAUCAACUUGGAAAUGCCCUGCAUUCAGAGCUUGAGAGCAGGAGAUCUAAGCAACGGUUGCAACUGGUGUAUGUCAUUGGUCCACCACAUUCAGAGAACCUACAAAAGCACGAUUUUGGGCCACAAGAUUUUCAUAGCUUGAAUGGCGCUGUUGAUGGUUUCUCACUUAUGACCUAUGAUUUCUCCAGUCCUCAGAACCCAGGCCCCAAUGCUCCAUUGAAUUGGAUUCGUUCAACAUUACGGUUAGUACUUGGUACCAAGGACAAUAGGCUUGUUCAACACAAUGCUGGCAAGAUAUUUCUUGGAAUCAACUUCUACGGCUAUGAUUUCAGCCUUUCAGGAGGAGGUGGAGCUAUUACUGGAAGAGAUUAUGUAUCUUUGUUGGAAAAGUACAAGCCUAUGGUGCAGUGGGAGAAGAACAGCGCCGAACAUUACUUCUUGUAUGAGGAUGACAAUCAUAAGAGGCAUGCAGUUUUUUAUCCAUCACUGAAGUCGAUUUUCACACGUCUUGAGGAGGCUCGAUCCUUGGGCACCGGUAUCUCGAUAUGGGAAAUCGGGCAAGGUUUGGAUUACUUUUUUGAUCUUCUGUAAAAGGUCUCAAAUCUGGAGAGUUUCAACUUUCUUUUGCCUGCUUUUGAGCCACCACUGUAGAGUUUUGUUGUUCAAUUAAUUUAUGGCUGAUGAAAAACUAGAUAAUGAACUCCUGAUAUUGCAGUCAUUUGACCCUCUGAUCUGAUGUAGAAUAUGCACUCCAUCUCUAUAACAAAAUGAGAGGUGGAAAUCAGUUACUUUGCUUUUGGUGUUGCCCCUGCCAGAAAUGGGGAAAAAGAGGGACCAAAAGUCCACCAAAAAGAUUUUGGUAA
This is a messenger RNA of Momordica charantia (bitter melon), 1666 nucleotides long. Its product is annotated as Glycosyl hydrolase superfamily protein. Gene Ontology annotation, molecular function: chitin binding; oligosaccharide binding. Gene Ontology annotation, cellular component: endomembrane system. NCBI's taxonomy places the organism in Eukaryota, Viridiplantae, Streptophyta, Magnoliopsida, Cucurbitales, Cucurbitaceae. The record is from RefSeq and is a predicted model, not a curated record. Gene Ontology annotation, biological process: carbohydrate metabolic process.